This is a messenger RNA of Odocoileus virginianus texanus, 4148 nucleotides long. The record is from RefSeq and is a predicted model, not a curated record. NCBI's taxonomy places the organism in Eukaryota, Metazoa, Chordata, Mammalia, Artiodactyla, Cervidae.
CACACAGAAUAAAUCAAUUCCUAACACAAUUUACAUUUGGCCAUAUGUUGCUAAAGUGACCUUACCUCCUGAUUGCCACGCCAAUGACUGUGCCUUUUGGAGUACUGCUUUGGUUUUUCUUUUCUUACUCUUGCCUUUUAUACUGCAGGCUUAGAGGAGAUGAAUCCAUCCAAAAACUGGAGGAGGAAAACUUACUGCACAGGAAGUUGUUCCUGCCCGCGGACGGCCCCCGCACGACUGGGCGGGGCGGUGCCGGCUGUGUCGCUUCUGAGGUAGAAGACGCGCGCGGAGGGAGCGCCCCUUAGAUCCGCCUGUGUCUGUGACGUCCCUGCCGCUUAGGUUUUACCCUGCAGCAGCCGACCUACAUAAUAAAAGAAAUUUCGAGCCAAAUAUUGGAAGAGAUGUCAGAGGAUUCAGAAAAGGAAGACUAUUCAGACAGAACAAUCAGUGAUGAAGAUGAAUCAGAUGAGGAUACCUUUAUGAAGUUUGUAAAUGAAGACAUCCAUCAGUGUGCACUUUUAACAGCUGACUCUAUUAGUGACCCAUUUUUCCCCGGGACUACACAGAUACUAUUGGAAUAUCAGCUAGGGAGAUGGGUGCCACGUCUUCGUGAACCACGAGAUUUAUAUGGUGUCUCUUCUUCUGGUCCGCUGAGCCCAACACGGUGGCCAUACCACUGUGAGGUCAUUGAUGAAAAAAUCGAACAUAUUGAUUGGACCCCUUUGAAUCCUGAGCCAAUGUACAUCCCCACGGGCCUGGAGAUGGAACCCCUUUAUGCAAACUCCAAGGAAGAAACUGUGGUUUAUCUAGCCGAAGAUGCCUACAAAGAGCCGUGUUUUGUGUAUUCCCGAGUUGGGGGCAACCGGACACCCUUGAAGCAGCCUGUGGAUAACUGUGACGAUACUUUGAUGUUUGAAGCAAGGUUUGAGAGUGGUAAUCUACAGAAGGUAGUCAAAGUGGCAGAAUAUGAAUACCAGCUGACUGUGCGACCUGACCUGUUCACAAAUAAACACACCCAGUGGUACUAUUUCCAAGUCACUAAUACUCAAGCAGGAAUAGUCUACAGAUUCACUAUUAUCAAUUUCACCAAGCCUGCUAGUCUUUAUAAUCGGGGUAUGCGCCCACUGUUUUAUUCUGAGAAAGAGGCCAGCGCUCAUAAUAUUGGCUGGCAGAGAAUAGGAGACCAAAUCAAGUAUUAUAGAAACAACCAGGGGCAAGAUAGGCACCAUCAUUUUUCACUUACAUGGACAUUUCAAUUUCCACACAGUAAAGAUACCUGCUACUUUGCUCACUGCUAUCCGUACACUUACACAAACCUGCAAGAAUACCUGUCUGGCAUCAAUAAUGACCCAGUACGGUCAAAGUUUUGUAAAAUACGUGUCUUGUGCCACACAAUUGCUAGGAACAUGGUGUAUAUUUUAACGAUUACUACCCCCUUGAAGAACAGUGAGUCAAGAAAGCGGAAGGCCGUGAUUCUGACUGCAAGGGUACAUCCCGGAGAAACCAACAGCUCUUGGAUCAUGAAAGGCUUUCUAGAUUAUAUUUUAGGAAACUCAAGUGAUGCAAAGUUGCUUCGGGACACGUUCGUCUUCAAGGUGGUACCCAUGCUGAAUCCAGAUGGUGUGAUUGUAGGAAAUUAUCGUUGUUCCUUAGCUGGACGGGAUUUAAACCGUAACUAUACAUCUCUCCUGAAGGAAUCAUUUCCUUCUGUCUGGUAUACCCGGAACAUGAUCCGGAGAUUGAUGGAGAAACGAGAGGUUAUUUUGUAUUGUGACCUUCAUGGCCAUAGCAAGAAAGAGAACAUAUUCAUGUAUGGCUGUGAUGGUAGUGAUAGAUGUAAAGCAUUAUACUUACAGCAACGAAUCUUUCCACUUAUGCUGAGCAAAAAUUGUCCAGAUAAAUUUUCAUUCUCAUCCUGCAAGUUUAAUAUUCAAAAGAGCAAAGAGGGAACAGGAAGGGUGGUAAUGUGGAAAAUGGGAAUCAGGAACAGCUUCACCAUGGAGGCCACUUUUUGUGGAUCUACUCUGGGUAAUAAAAGAGGCACUCAUUUCAACACGAAAGACUUGGAGUCAAUGGGAUAUCACUUUUGUGAUUCUCUCUUGGACUACUGUGAUCCAGACCGAACCAAGUAUUAUCAGUGCCUGAGAGAAUUAGAAGAAAUGGAGAAGCAUAUAAACUUGGAAAAAGUCAUUGAUGAUUCAGAUACUUCUCUGAAAGAAAUUACAUUGGAUCUAGAGACUAGUAGCCAUGCCUCUGACAGUUCAGAAUCCAAUGACUCUCAGACUGAUCUUCUCAAGUUAAAUUCUCAGAUAAAAACCAAGAAAAUACAACUAAAAACAAAGAAGGAAAGAAACUCUACCAUAGCAAGACAUCAAAACAUCAGAGAAGAAGAGCAAGAGGUUUGUGAUAAAGGACAUUUAGUUCAAAGACACAAAGAAUCAGUUUCUGAUGUGACAGAUACAGGGCCUUCUAUAUCAGAUGACUGUAUAUUUGAUUAUUUCAGAAGACAGCUCCCUAACCAAGCAAAAAUACCUGGACGAGUCCCUGCUUGGCUUCUAAAAAGGUAUGUGAGCUCCCAAACUGUGAUUCAGAAGCUUAGCAGAGACCAACAGAGAUAUGUUUUAGGAACUCACAAGAAAAACCAGGAAACAGUUCAGCCCAGGAACAAUGAUUUAUAUGAAAACUGUGUCAAAGUGACAUCCUUGAAGUGUCCUCUGAACAAACAGACUCGCAUUUGGACUGAGACGACAAGGAUACCAACAGAAGAUCUGCAUCACGAUUUAAAAAGCACUAUGAAAGAAUGUCCAUCUUUCCAAAGCAAGAAGGCUGAUAUAAACUGGACAGAUGAUGAAAAAAGAAUCUACAGGGAUAAAAAAAUAGCUGAAACUCAAGAAAUAUUGCAGUAUUUGCUCCCCAUCAUGCAUAGCACUAAAAAUGUGCAAACCACUCAGAUAACAGAGGUAUUCAACCCAAGAACCAGCUUUCAAAUCCAACAUCAACAAAAGCCAUCUUCUAACACAGACGUAGGGAAAUGCAGCACAUCUUGGACGCCACCCAGAAAUCUCCCUUUGAUAAGCCAGAGGACUCUUACAAGAAGCGCUUCAAAAUGGUUUCAGUCUCUGUCCCAGAAGUCAUCUGAAAGUUCGCUGCCUCUCAGAGGGCCCAAGAGGAGGAAAAAAUAUUCUCGAGUCAAGGCCACAAAGACUAAAGACAUGAAAGCUGCCAGCAGCAAAUGGGAGAUGACUCCCUCAAGUUCUGAGAAGGAUGCAGACAAGAGUCUGCAAGCUGAAGGAUCCAGCCAGCAAGGCUCUAUGCAGACAGCCCCCCAUCCAACUAAAACUAAGGGAGGGCGGCCAAAAAAGAAGCAUGGACAGCCCACUUUUCACCUGAAGUUGCAGAGGGACAUAUAAUCUAGCUUUUUGCUGCUCUGAAAACUGUGGACGAGAGAUAACAUAUGCUAACACAGUAAAAAGAAAAAGAAGACAAAGGAAAGCCCUCCUGGCCCCUCAAUCCCUACCCCCUCCCACCUGUUCAUGUGCAUGUACUAAACUACAAAUUUCAGAUAUCCUAUCUUCUUUAGUGGGGACAUCUUUCAAAGUUAAAAAGAAAUCCAGAAAUAAUAUAGAAAAUGAAAAAUCACUUAGAUAUUUAUAUUUAAUUUUUGUCAAGAUAAAAAAAAAAGUCUGAACUUUUUAUUUCUUCUGAAAUUAUUUAUUCACACAACACCAAAAGACCAAGACCUCAAGGCAAGGAUGACAUGUACUGCUGUUAAUGUUCCUACUAGGCACUUUAAUGAAUCAGUCAACAAACAUUGUUUCUUUAACUUCUAUCUUGCAGUGUGCUAGAAACCAUUAGUGACUUACUGCAGAGGAACAGGUAUAUCGGGCAAAUAAAUCAAGAUGUAUGGGGUAAGUGAGAAGAGAGUCAAUCUGCCUGGAGUUGCAGGUCAACAAUGGUGGCCACUACAGGAUAAAGCCACUGAGAAUCAGGAGAGCUAGUUCAAGUUACAGGCCACAAGCUUCAUUAGGGUCCCAGGAGCAAGACACAGCUAGAAGAUCUGAGGUUGGGGAAUGUACUCUCAACAAUAUUUCCAAUGGCCAAAGAGGGUUCAAGGAGAGCUCAUUGGGGUAUUAAAAGAGUAACUGUUA